Lolium perenne is the source of this 2207-nucleotide messenger RNA. RefSeq names its product probable serine/threonine-protein kinase BSK3. Lineage: Eukaryota; Viridiplantae; Streptophyta; Magnoliopsida; Poales; Poaceae. The record is from RefSeq and is a predicted model, not a curated record. Gene Ontology annotation, molecular function: protein kinase activity; ATP binding; protein binding. Gene Ontology annotation, biological process: brassinosteroid mediated signaling pathway; protein phosphorylation.
AUUAGCGAAUAAUACUGCAGCUGCCACCGGCUCCCACCUCCCCAACUCCAACUCCAACACAGCAACAACGCCAAGGCCAAGGUGGUGGUGGCGAGGUGAGAGAGGAGACGAGAGGCAGAACGAGAGAUCCAAUCCAGCCCCGUCCUCUUCCUCCUCUCCGCCUCCGCCGCGCUCGAUUCGCUUGCUUUGCUCCGGCGAGGCGAGGCGAGGUUUGGCGGCCAAGGAGGGGAUCGGAAUGGGCGCGCGGGUGUCCAAGGCCACCUCCUGCUGCUGCAUCCGCGGGCAGCUCCCCGGGAGCACGCGCCUCGACAGCGCCGAUGCCGUGGACGAGGACCAGGCGGAGGCGUACGAGCUGCCGGCCUUCCAGGAGUACUCCUUCGAGCAGCUGCGGCUGGCCACGGCGGGCUUCGCCGUGGAGAACAUCGUGUCCGAGCACGGCGAGAAGGCGCCCAACGUCGUCUACAAGGGUAAGCUCGACGCGCAGCGCCGCAUCGCCGUCAAGCGAUUCAACCGCUCCGCAUGGCCCGACCCGCGCCAGUUCCUGGAUGAAGCUAAAUCAGUUGGUCAGCUCCGGAGCAAAAGGUUAGCAAAUCUGCUUGGCUGUUGCUGCGAAGGUGACGAGAGAUUGCUUGUUGCGGAGUACAUGCCCAACGACACACUGGCAAAACAUCUUUUCCACUGGGAAACCCAAGCAAUGAAAUGGCCCAUGAGACUAAGGGUUGUUCUCUAUCUUGCUGAGGCUUUAGAAUAUUGCACAACAAAGGGGCGUGCUCUCUACCAUGAUCUUAAUGCCUACAGAGUUCUGUUUGAUAAUGAUUGCAACCCUAGACUUUCAUGCUUUGGCCUUAUGAAGAACAGUCGGGAUGGCAAAAGUUAUAGUACCAAUUUGGCAUUUACUCCCCCUGAAUACAUGAGGACUGGACGUAUCACACCUGAAAGUGUCAUAUACAGCUUUGGCACCUUGCUACUGGACGUUCUUAGUGGGAAGCAUAUUCCUCCGAGCCAUGCUCUUGACUUGAUUCGAGAUAGGAACUUUAACAUGCUUACAGACUCCUGUUUAGUGGGCCAAUUUUCAAAUGAGGAAGGAACAGAACUGGUGCGAUUAGCUUCUAGGUGCCUGCACUAUGAACCCCGUGAAAGGCCUAAUGUAAGAUCUAUGGUUCAAGCAUUGAGUCCUCUUCAGAAGGAUAUUGAGACCCCAUCUUAUGAACUGAUGGACAUGCCCCAAGGUGGUGCAUCAUCUGUCCAAUCAUUGCCUCUUUCUCCUCUUGCUGAAGCUUGUUCCAGAAAGGAUCUGACAGCAAUACAUGAACUUCUAGAGAAGACUGGGUACAAGGAUGAUGAGGGAACAGCAAAUGAGCUCUCGUUUCAGAUGUGGACCAAUCAAAUGCAAGACACAUUAACCUCAAAGAAGAAGGGUGACAGUGCUUUUCGGCAAAAGGAUUUUACUACCGCUAUUGAUUGUUACUCCCAGUUCAUUGAAGUUGGUACGAUGGUUUCCCCAACCAUUUAUGCUCGGCGCUGCCUGUCAUAUCUGAUGAAUGACAUGGCAGAACAAGCUCUCAGUGAUGCAAUGCAGGCGCUGGUAAUAUCUCCGACGUGGCCGACUGCAUUUUACCUUCAGGCUGCUGCAUUACUAUCUUUAGGCAUGGAGAAUGAAGCUCAAGAAGCGCUCAAAGAUGGUUCUGCCCAAGAGACGAGCAGCAGCAGUGGACGCUGAAUACCAACUGAUUUCUUGUCCAGAAAAUGCACAUAAUUUGAGGUGCUCGAUUGAACAAAAUCAUUGUGUACGGAAGCAGCUGUUGUUCAUCUGUCAACUCGGCUAAGUGUUCUUUGAGCGUGUGUGAGAUGUCCGUAUGUAAAUAUGGAACAAAGCGACAACAGAGAUGAGGAAAGAGAUGCGCCAAAUACACUGAAGGAUGAAUAAGUCCAGUAGACAGGAAUUUUUUGUGGAAAAGGGAAAAUCCGGUUUCUCCCAUCGAAAAAAGGGAGGGAAAAAGAUCGUCGAUGUACAUCUUGUUAGAUGCAUGAACUUGUACAGUUUUUCCUUUCUAGGGCAGCAACGUCUUUGGCCGAAUGGCUGCUAAAUAUCCUCAAUUUCUAUUGCCAUGGUUUUCAACAGUUGCAGUACAUUUUUUCUUUGAUGCCAAAGGUGGGAAAAAUAUUGCAUUUGGUGAUAAAUACUACCAAGACUACUAGUAGUUGAA